Artibeus jamaicensis (Jamaican fruit-eating bat) is the source of this 1328-nucleotide messenger RNA. RefSeq names its product TNF receptor superfamily member 12A (gene TNFRSF12A). Lineage: Eukaryota; Metazoa; Chordata; Mammalia; Chiroptera; Phyllostomidae. The transcript has 4 exons. The record is from RefSeq and is a predicted model, not a curated record. Bases 69 to 458 code for a protein of 129 amino acids. Gene Ontology annotation, cellular component: plasma membrane. Gene Ontology annotation, molecular function: protein binding. Gene Ontology annotation, biological process: positive regulation of apoptotic process.
CCGGCUGAGGCCGUCUGUCCCCUCGACUCGCGGCGGUCUCAGAUGGCAGCGGCCGCGGGACGCGCACCAUGUCUCUCGGUCUGCUGUGCCCGCUGCUGCGGCUCCUUGUACUGGGGCUCGGGCUGCCGCUGCUGUGCGCCGCGGCUGGGGAGCCGGUGUCAGGCACCACUCCGUGCUCUCGUGGCAGCUCUUGGAGCGCGGACCUCGACAAGUGCAUGGACUGCGCGUCUUGUCCAGCGCGACCGCACAGCGACUUCUGCCUGGGCUGCGCAGGGGCCCCUUCAGCCUCCUUCGGGCUGCUGUGGCCCAUCUUGGGGGGCGCCAUGAGCCUGGCCCUCCUGCUGGGGCUACUUUCCGGCUUCCUGGUCUGGAGACAGUGCCGCAGGAGAGAAAAGUUUACCACUCCCAUCGAGGAGACCGGUGGGGAGGGCUGUCCCGGUGUGGCACUGAUCCAGUGACAAUGAGUGUCCCAGUCAGCAGGAGGCGGUGCCCACUCUUCAUUCAUUCAUUCAUUCAUUCAUUCAUAGCCAGCCCCUGCCUCCCAGACACAGCCAGAGCCAGGCUGCUCUGGUCAUGGGGGUGUGCAGGGAUGGGGGACAGGUGAAUCACUUCUCUGAGGCCUGGAUCCAGAGUUCUGGCUCUAUGACAGAAGAGGAGACCCAGGCCUGCUCACACCAGAUCACUGACAUGAAGAAGUGCAACGUUUGCAGAAGGGUCCCCUACCCCCAUGGUCUGGGGGUCAGGCUGAAGUGAGGGGCAGAGAGAACACCAUGCCCCAUCCACUCAGAUGUGCUGAAAUUUCAGCACUGGGGUCUCAGCCUGGGGGGGCAAGUUAGGGAUCUGUUCCUAACCCUAGGGGGCUGGCCCUCUAGGGGGGCUGGCCCUGAGACACUGCACCCUCAACUUUCAAAGAGGGGAGAGAUAUUUAUUUGGGGGAGAAAGUUUGGAGGGAUAGGAGAAUUUAUUAAUAAAAGAAUCUUUAACUUUAAAUGGAUUGGAGAGUGGCAUGAUUCCCCAGUCUGAACUUCCCAGAGCUAGAGGGAGGAGUGAGUCAGCCGCGGGGGCGGGGGUGAGGCUCUGACUCACACAUUCUCAAUGCUUGAGCCCAGUCUGCCAGGACCUGGGCAGGCCCUGACCGUUUUUUUUUUCAGGGAAGAUCUUAAGGAGAAACCCCAGCAUUUGGUGCCCCAACCCUGCCCUGUCUUCCCAGGUUCCAGACUGAAGUCAUCAUCUAUCUGUUCAGCAUUCUUUAUUCAAUUCUUCUUGGCAGAAGGGAGGAGACUGCUUCCCUUUCCAUGUGGCUGUCCCUCCUGUCCCUCCUACCCCAG